Messenger RNA from Amorphotheca resinae ATCC 22711, 1526 nucleotides. RefSeq lists its product as hypothetical. The record is from RefSeq and is a predicted model, not a curated record. The transcript has a single exon. Gene Ontology annotation, molecular function: dioxygenase activity. Bases 381 to 1520 code for a protein of 379 amino acids. Lineage: Eukaryota; Fungi; Ascomycota; Leotiomycetes; Helotiales; Amorphothecaceae.
UUUCCUGAUGGCGCAAUUGCAGGGGCCGAAGUGCAAACAUGACGAUGGCGAUAACACGGGAUAAGAGAGAGCGACGUCCCACGUAUAAUGUAUAACACGGGCAACAGAGGAUUCCUUCGGGCAGACCCGAUAAGGCAGCUGCUGCUGAUUGAUAAUCGAUCCAAGAAUGGCGCCAAUACGAGGCACAUGGCGAGGAGACGUUCGUCCGAAUCCGGCCUUUUCAGAAUUUAUAUAAGAAGCUCUGCUCCCCUUUUCUGCUCUCCUUUUUUCUCCAGUUCUCAUUCUCUUAUUCUCACUCUGUCAUUCUCCUACGACAAGUAGGACCAUAUCGAUUUCAAGAUCAACGUUGACUCCAGAGUCAAUCCGACAGAGCGACCAAUAUGGCGACGACUGCGACCCAGACCCAGACUCACGAAGUCUCCCCCUACGACUUCUCCCAGCUGGAGCCCUACGUUCAUCCUCCCGAGACCAAGGAGGAUCUGCCCUGGUCUGAACUCGUCACUCUCGAUCUGUCCGACUUUGACCGUCCUGGCGGAAAGGAGCGCCUGGCCAAGCAGCUGGAGCACGCCGUCCACCAUGUCGGCUUCUUCUACGUGAAGAACUAUGGGCUCACCCAAGAGGAGGUCGACCGCCAAUUCACGCUGGCCAAGAACUUCUUCGCCCUCCCCGUUGACGAGAAGGCCAAGUUCGAAGUCGACUACGCCAACGCAGACUACAAUGGGUGGCGCCGGUCUGGGCUCCACUCAAGCGGCCCCGUAAAGGAUAACAUCGAGAUGUACAACUUUGCCAAGUUCACCAAAGACUUUGAGGGCAAAUACCAACAUCCCGAUCUCAUCAAGGCGCACCUCCCCGAGAUCGAGAAGUUCUCCAAGGCGCUGCACUCCAACGUCGUGCUGCCACUCCUCCGCCUCUUCGCCAUCGUUCUACAGCUCCCCGACGAGGACUACCUCGUGCGGCAACACACGUACGAGAAGCGGUCCGAGGACCACUUCCGCUACAUGCUCUACCACAAGCGCACGCCCGAAGAGCACGAGGCCAGCGGGUACGGGCAGACGGGCGGGCACACGGAUCUGGGGACGCUGACGCUGCUCUUCCGGCAGCCGAUCGCGGGGCUGCAGAUCCUGGGUGAGGACGGCAAGUGGACGUGGGUGUCGGCGCAGCCGGGCACCAUCACGGUCAACCUCGCGGACACCAUCUCGCACAUCACGGGCGGGUACCUGAAGAGCUCGGUGCAUCGCGUGGUGGCGCCGCCCAAGGAUCAGUGGGCCUACGACCGGACGGGCCUGUUGUACUUCGCGCGCCCGCAUAGCGAUACCAUCCUGGUCCCGAUCGAGGACAGCCCGGUGUUGAAGGCGGCGGGGGUGAAGUCGCGGUUCACGGAGCCGGUGAGCAUGGGCGACUGGGUGAAGGCGAAGCAGACGCUGCAGCUGAACCCGCAGAUCUCGGCGAAGAAGUAUGCGGAGUCGGGGGAUGGGACGGUGGAGGUCAUUGCCGGCUUUAGGGACCGGAGGUAUCAGUGAUGUAGC